Messenger RNA from Theobroma cacao (cacao), 1214 nucleotides. Its product is annotated as Mitochondrial inner membrane translocase complex, subunit Tim44-related protein. The record is from RefSeq and is a predicted model, not a curated record. Lineage: Eukaryota; Viridiplantae; Streptophyta; Magnoliopsida; Malvales; Malvaceae. Gene Ontology annotation, cellular component: mitochondrion.
CCUUAAACCCUUGAAGAAUUUCAAACAAAACCUCUCUCUCUCUCUCGAAUCAGCAGCAUCAAAUUAAAACUAUUGAGAAUUUGAAGUUCGAUUUUUAUGAAAAGGAUGGCUCUUUUACGAAGAUUCAACACGAUUCGUUCUCUUUAUCAAACCUUUGAGCUUCGAGAAUCUUCUUCUUUUCUACUCAGGAGUUCUAGAAGCUAUAUCACAGGAAGUUCAAAUGUUCCUCAAUUCUACAGCCACGGCGCAUCUUCUUGUCUAUAUAAGACAGAUACUAAUGCUCUUCCAUGGACUUGUAGAAGCGCUAUGACACUUCGUUCUACCAUGGCUGCUGAAUUCUUGAUCUUUUUGAAUGACAAAAAGUCUGUAAGCACACAAGCAAAAGCCCCUGCACAAGCACGGCAAAUGGGAGCUCUUAAAGUGUCUAUGACCAGCCCUGGAUUUGUCUAUGAACCUUAUGCACCUGGCGAACCAAUCUCAUUUUGGAAGAGAUAUUUCACAAGAAGCGGUUGGAGAAGAACAAAGGAUGAUAUCAAGUCGGAGCUCAAAAGUGCCUAUGCCAUUGCCAAGUUAAGGAGAUCUGGAUACUCAAAAAACCAGUUCUAUAAGGAGGCCGUUGAACUAUUCAAGGAGAUAAACACUCUAAUGGCGAAUGGUGACAAAACAACAUUACGAAAAGUAGUUACAGAGAAUAUGUUCUCUGCACUCAAGAAUGAAAUUAAGAAAAGGGAAUCUGUCUGGAGUCAGGUUUACUGGGAGAUGGUUGAACCUAUUGUUAAAAUACGAACUUUGCGAGCUCGACUGAUUGGUGUUGAUAAGAAUGACAUAAAUAAAGCUUUCAUACAACUUACUCUUGAGUUUCUGUCUAAGCAGAAAUUUGAAGCAUAUGAUUCAAAAGGUGCUGUUGUUGCUGGAGAUAGAACUAAGGAGGUCCUUGUUCGUGAUAUCUGGGUAUUUGAGAAGUCUCUCUUUCAUCCUGGAGCUUACUGGCGUCUUUGUGGGCGAAUCAAAGUGUGAGCCAGCUAUUAUUGACUGCAGACCAAUAUUUGCCAUGCUGAUGACGAAUAAUUAAUUUACUCUUACCCAAUUUUGUUUGCUGGUCGUAUUGUAAGUUAUGCAAUCUGUAUAAUACAUGUAUUCUAUUCAUUUUGAUCGACUCAAUUUUUGAAGUGAAUUCUUUAAAGAGUAAUAAUGACUGGCAGUUUACAGCUUAA